GUGCAGAUGAUGUGUGGUGGUCAGCUUGUUUAUUCUUAUGAAUUUCUCAGCCUUGAAUAAAGAUUGAUAUCAUUGACUGACAUCUUACGGUGAAAAUACGAACAAAACAUUCCGUCAUAAUUGACGCAUGCGCAAACAAAUUGCAAAUGGCGGCCCGUGUUAUUGUUCCAUGGCGUACAUGAAUCCAAGGCGAAUUUGGGUCUAAUUUUCAAACCUUUAGGUUUGUGUGAGGUGCAUGGUCAUCAUGGGUCCUCACGAUGAGGAAUACGUCGAGGCACAGUUGACAUGCAAAGGAGACUUCUAUGACCCAGAGUUCCACAGUCAACUGUUAUCCCUCAGCAAUAGAUUGCAGCAAUUGAUUCAGACUGAUAAAGAAAGAAGACUGAUCAUCAAGAAAGUGGAACCCUGGAAUAGUGUCCGUGUAACGUUUAACAUACCAAAAGAGGCAGCAUUGCGACUGAAGCAGCUUGCGGAGCAAGGAGAUCGGACGUUGCGAGAACUAGGGAUUAUGGCUGUGCAAAUAGAAGGAGAUCGUGCCAUUAGUUUAACAAUUGCUGGUAAAAACAAUGAGACAACUGAGUUGGUUUUUAGAACUGGGCCUAGUAAGGCUACUAAAGCACCAGGCUCUGUGUUCGAUAUGUCAAGUUCUGAGGAAGGUCCCAGUGUGCCUGGGCCAAGUGAUACAACACGUAGGAACAUCGCUCAGUAUCUGAGCCAAGGUGGACCAGCAACAAGUUUAUUUGACUCUCUGUUUACUGUGAGUCAGGCAGGCCCAACUACUGGGGAGGUAUUUAAAUCACCAAAUACAAUUGCAACUACGACUGAUCCUAUACCAUUCAGGCCUGUGAGUUCUAGUGUGACUAGCUUUACGUCACCUGGUAGGAGUCCAAGCCAUGCUGUAGGUGGUAUGUUACUGCCACCAGGACGCAGUCCAACCAAUUACCCUUCACCAUCAUCCACGCCACAGCAUUUCUCCUCACCCGGGUCCAGUCGCAGCCAACAAUCAAGUCCAGUGAGCCCUAAACUCCCCGGAUCGCCUAGUACAGGACCACCCUCCCCUGGUGGACGUAUCCACUUCCCUCAUCCCUACCCUCAUGGUAAUGGACAUCAACGCCCUGUUGUGGCUCACUCACAGGGCAAACCUAUGCCAGGUAUGGACAGUACUGGCAGUAUAACAAAUUCCAGUCCCCUUUUGGUUAACCUGUUACAGACAGACCUAUCUGGAGGUCAUGUGGUUUCACACCAGGGAAAUCCCCCUCAUCCCCCUCACAUGCAUAUUAACAAUUUCCCUGUUAACAGGAUGCCUCCACCUCAUGGACUGGAUGUACCACAACAGCCACCUAAGCGGAAACGAAAGCCAAGGAAACCAAAACCCAAACCAGUUUCCAACGAUGAUGGUAUCCGCAUUGAUAUUGUUCCGAAUCCCUAUACGACUGAGAGAUCAACUUUAGAGGGACGUCAGGAUUGUAUUAUAAACCCUUACACAGGGCAGUUAGAACCAAGAGAAAAAGUAGAACAAUUAGGUGAAUUGAUAAGCCCAGAGAAACAUGCACAUGAUAAAGGGUCUCCUCCAAGUGCUAGAGGCAUCCCAACCAGCAUACCCCAAUAUAGACUCCAUGCUACAUCUAAUGUCCAAAACCAGGUUACCUCAACAAACAGUUUGCCUGCUAGUGUUACAGAUACAAUAGCAGCUCCUCGACCACCUAUAGCAAAUACAACACCUCAAAAUCAAAUGGCCGUUCCAAUUACCCAUCCCAAACCUCCACGGUCAGAGGAACCUACCAAGCCAAAAAUAGAGGAACAGCUUAGCCCUCCAAUGCCAAGGCAAGAAAUACCGAAACUGAAACUUAAGCUGGUGCGGAAAAAUAGCAAGGAGUAUGUAACAAGUGAAACAAAAAAUGAUGAAAGUGACAUUGCAACAUCAAGUGUUAAUAGUAUGGGGUCACCCUCCAGAGUUUGUGUUGUGCCUAGUUCAGUCACAGCGUCACCACCCUCCACUAACGGCCCUUUAGUUGACCCAACUGUCAGACAUUUACAGUUAUCAGACAAUGGCUUGGGGAUGUCAAAUCCAUCAGUUGACUCUGGAGUGUCAAUGACAUCAGAAUCAUCUCAUAAUUCACCUCCAGAAGAUGCUUUGAAAUCAGUUAGUGAUGGCACUCAGGGCGCACAUACAUCCCUUGGCAAUUACCCCUUCGAUGAAACCAGUUCUACCCUACAUCAGGAUGAAGAGGGUAGAAGUGUUAAACAAACUGUAGUUCAAUCUGGUAAGCCAGCCACCUCAAUAACUGUGGCAUAUGCAUUGGAUCAAAAUACCCCUGAUCUAAGUAAAAGGCUUACUUCAAAUAAACUUACUGAUAAGAUACCCCCUCCUGGACUUUUAAAGGAGAGUUUGAAUAAAAUGGAGGAAGUGUUAGGCCAUGGGAAAUUGUUCUCUAAAGGUUUACUUUCUCAAGAACCUAAAACUGAACAUUAUGAUUUCAUGGAGAAACAAAACACUAAAACUGAAGUUGAGAAAUCACUUCCAAUGUUGAAUGGACCUACAUGGCAUGUACCUCAGGAUCAUCCAGAAAGAACAAAAACAAUUUUGAAUUGUGAUUCAGACUAUCAGAAAGGUAAAAUUCAUGUAAAUAGGAAUAGUCCAAUAAUUGGUUGUAAUGAGAAUGAAAGAAAUAGUCGGAACAGUCCAGGUUGUACCAAUAGAAACAGUCCUCUGAUUCCAGGGGUGUAUGGACAUGUAUAUGAGAAUCACACAAGCCCUCUACAGCCAGGGGUCAGUACUAGUUUACAACAUCCAGGGGUCAGUACUAGUUUACAACAUCCAGGGUAUCCAGGGGUAAGCAAUAGCCCCAGUCAGCUUAGCUAUGGAGUUCAUAUCCCCGGCCAAUCCCAGGGAUCUACAGGUAACAAUAGAAGCAGCCCAGUUGUGCUCCACAGCAGCAGAGGAAGUCCUUUCAACAUAGGCCAGGUACCUGUCAGCAGGCGCAACUCCUUCCCUGAGGCUAUUCUAGGACAACCAACUAAGACAUCACACAUCAUGGGUCAAGACCCAUCUCCUCUUGCAAAAUCCAGUCCAGCUGCUUUACUCACCCAGCUACGCACACAAAGCAACACUGCCUCUCCACCAGGCGUAGAACAAGAUCCUACCACCACACAAGGAUUGGAAGUGCGUGGAAAUAUUGGCUCACCAAGCUUAGAGUUAAACACACACAGUAGAAGUGGGACUUCUCCAAACUUGGAGCUAAGGGGACAUAAUAAUGCUCAAACUUUAGAGCAAGCUACGGCCCAAUAUAUGGCCAGGAAACCUAACAAUACACCUAAUAGAGACAAAUCACGAACAUUGACAUCUACCAGCAUUCCAACUCAGUAUGCACGGCACCAUAUAAACCCUAGUGGGCAUUCUGGACAUAUGAAUAGCAGUAGUGCGGGCAAACACACAACUGUCACCUCAGCAACUGACCACCAACCCGUAACCAGUAGCUACCCUCCCACAACCAAUAUAUGCCCACCUGUAACCAGUAGCGUUUCAUCUGUUAGCACCAGUAGCUCUGUGUCAAAUGCAGGUUAUACACUGGGAAUCACCUCGGGAACUCAUUCUGCAACAUCCGAGUAUACUACAGCUGGAUUACCAAGCCAGGUUCAGCCAUCUGUGACCACAGUGAAUGUAACUAGUAGCGUGACCACCUGUGUAACAACCACUACACAACCAACGUGGGUGUCUGAUCCUCGGUCAAGUGUGUCAACCCAGGAGAGCAGUUUGUCAUCCAGAUCUGUCACCACCCGGGAGCAGAAUGUCCAUGAACAGCAAAUGGCUGUCAUUACCUCCUCUCAGACCCUUGCAGCAUCAGCUCCAAGUGAUUCCGCACAUCUCCACACCAAAUCCAGACCAAUCUCAAUUCUGAAACCGAUGAUCGAACGUGAUGAAGAAAUACGUAAUAAGUUUGAUGAAGUGCGCACUAUAAGUCCUGUAAUGGAGAAAGACCUUUUGAGAGAUCAACAACAAAAAGAUAAUCAGAAAGAACGCAAGAAGAGGAAUUCUGGUGGAUCUCGUGCAGAACACAUCACAGACCAUCUCCCAUUACCUAACUCACAAAAUAUGAAGCCUCACAACAAAGGCAGGUCCUACACUAUAGCUGACAUUCUUGCAGCUGCUGCUAAUAAAACUGCCAAAUCUGAUGCCUUAAUGAAUAUGACCAUAGAGAGCAUGUAUAAUUCAACAUCAGAGCAAAUUAGAGCUGCUAGCCCAAGCCAAGUUGCAACCAGUGGACACAAGUCAGCAUCUGUCCAAAUUGUUGCCAGUGGGCACCAUAGCACCCCUAAAGUUUCUGCCUUGCCUAAAAAUAAAACCAAGAAGUCUAAUCAGAGUGUAGUACAGGUGGAUGGCUUGAAGGAUGAUUUCCCACCAAAUGCCCACCAUUUAACUAACUUCAUGCAGAAGUCAAUGCGUACUCCUAGUAACUCAACUUUACAUUCAAUCACUGCCCCACAGUAUGCCUCUCACCUGACUGAUUCUGUUCAGAAGCUAGUAAAGCCACUCCUCUCUGUUGAUGGUGGCAUGUCCGAGAACCUGUUGCCAGAUACAGGCCCCAGUCAGCUUACUAGUACGCAUAAUGCCAUUGCUAGGAUCUCAUUUGAACCAGAUGGUGUUAAGAUCGUGAAAGAAGAAAACAAGGCAUGUCUGAUGACUUCUUUGGCUUCAAACGAGUGUCAUCAUCAGAUGAAUGAUGUUGGAACUAACUCCACCAGCAUGAUGAAGCCCGACAAAAAUCAUCCCACAUCUACCAGUGAUACCCCUACACCAAGCAGGACCUUGGCAGAGGAAGUCAUAGUUAACAAUAAAGCACAUAUAACAGCUAAUAGUCUGUCACCUCAUAAUACACAGGAUGUUGCGCCCUCGCAAUUAGCACCUGGCAUUGAACCUCCACAUAAUACACAAGAUGUAAUGCCACCAUUUAAAGAAUCUGACACAGGACCCCAACCCCCAGUUUUAACACAAGACAGAGUGUCCCCUGAGGUGAAAAGCAAGCAGGAAAAUUUAAAAGACAAUGUGGACCAAAAUAUUAAUUUAUCAAAAAAUACAAGUGAUUCUCAAAUAGUGGAGGGGGAGCAGACUAAAGUAACAACUCUGGAGCCAAUCAAUGAUAAGAAGUUACCUAUGUCCUCAUAUAAAGUGGUGCAAUCAAUAAACAAUCCAUCACUGAACAAAGUCAUUCGCAUACAGAGCACAAUCCCAGCAAAGAGCCCCAUCUCCCAGAAGCCCCAUCCUAAAAUUUUGGUCUCCUCUGUUCCAUAUACAAUCAUAUCUAAAACCCCUGUCAGUUCGAAUGGACCAAUAUCAUUGCCAAGUUCUAUCAGCCUAACAAAGCUGAGUGCAAAAACAGUUGAUUCUCCUGUCAUGCAAGUGUCAUCGGAUAACCUAGGGAAUUUCCCUGAAAUGAAUGCUCUAUCUACAUCUGAGGUGAAGUGUUCAUCACCAAUUGCUCAAAUCUCAAAACAAAAGGGACUUACGUCUAGCCUAAACACUAUUGAUGUGUCUAAAAGCAGAACUGUAAAUAAACUAAAGGAACCAUCAGAAUCAAAAACUAUUAUAGUGACCAAACUAGAUCCGCCACCCCAAGAAAAGCCAUCCAUGAUUAUAAAAACAAAUGAUCAAAUUGCAGCUAAACAAAAGAUCCAGAUCUCUGUAGUAAAACAGGAGUCUAAACCAGGAGGUGAUGUGAUCAAGAUCAAACAGUUAGAGUCUCCUAAACAAGGCCCUGCCAAGAUCCACAUUUUUGUGAGCUCACCUACUAAGGAGAUGAAAGAUAAUAAACCUGAUAUGGACCAUUCUGCUGAUAAUGCUGUUCAGGAUCCUCUACCCAAAGAACCCAUUGAGCCAGAGACCAUCACAGCUACCAGUUCUGAAAACCCUGAGCCUAAUAUAAUUAUCAGUCAGCAGUCAUCAGUCAGCAGUCCUCCUCUUAAACGACCAAUUGACAUAAAGAACCUGGAAGAAAAUGAUCCAGUUAUUCCUGCCAAGGUUGCUCGGACUUCAAGCAGUGAAGCAGUGGACACAAUGGCAGAUGAUAAAGUUGAUGCAGACAGUAUUGCUACACGUGUCACUAGACAGCAUAGUAAUGAUGUAAAAGUUGAACAGAAUGAGCGCCCGGCUAGUCCAAAAGUGAAGGUGCUAAAGCAGAAGAGCGCUGAGGCCCCCACUCCCAUCCUACCCGACUCCCAUUCUCAGGAGGACAAAGAAACUACCCCCAGGGCUGGGCGGAUCACACGACGAUCUAGCAGAGGAUCUCGCGACUCCAAUGUAUCUACUGCCAGUUUGAAAAAUGAUGAAGAAUCACCUAAAAUUACAAAACCACGUACAAGAAAUGUCAGUGAAUGUUCCUCAGAGAAAAGCUUGCGGAACAAAUCAAAAGAAAGACCUGAUUCACCAACAUUGAACUAUUCACUGCGCACACCAAAAAAUGGAAAUAGACGAAGUACUUCAUCAGACACGACUGUUGACUCAAUAUCUCCUAAAGAUGAAUUGAGAUCCGAGUCUCCGAGAAAUAUUCCAACGUUACGUGGUGCCAAGCGCAAACUUCCUGUUGCAGACACUCCAGUUAAUACUGCCAACGCAACCACUCUAAAUAAGAAAACAAAGUCAGAGAGUGAGACCAAAGAAUGUGAGGACAAUGUACCACUGAGUGAGAUAAAUGACAAAAAGGGCAAAGUUGGUCUUAGGAGUAACCGGCAAACAGGCAGCAAACUAGACGAGAUCAUCCCUCAUGUCCCUGCCCCUGAUAGAGCCUCGCCGCGUAAUAAAAGCAAACCUGUAGUAGCUAAGAAUAAGAAUGGUACUAAAGAUGAGGAUAUCACGGAAGGGGAUAUAAUACAUGAAACCAGGAGUAGGACUAAUAAACCACAGUGCCAAAUAACGGAAGAUAAAAAAGACAACAACAUGAAGAUAAUCGUGAAAGGACAGAAGAUAAUAGAUAGUGGCACCAAAGACACAAAAGAGAAAGUUUUGAACAAAACAUGGAAUGCAAACUCUCCUGUUAAAGAGUCCCUGGAGUCGGACAGAGUUACACGUAGAUCAACCCGGUCUUGUAAUAAAACUAAAGAUGUGGAGAUCACACUACCUGUUGUUGCUACCACUGUUGCGAAUUCAACACGCAGAAAACGAUGAAAAUUAAAACAGCUGGCCAUUUGGAACAAAAUGAAGAAUCCUCACUUAAAAAUUAACUUACUAUGUUUAGGAUUUUUGAACAUGGGAAUUAUAUUGAAGCAAAAGCAGACACUUGUUCAGGUGAUAGGCUCAAAUCAAUGUAGUUCAUAGCAGACUUGGUGAUUUGACCAAAUAUGUUGAUAGUAAGGUCUUGGCCUCUUUAGCUGAAACAUUGGCACAACAAGCAUCACACUCACAAAAAUAUAUUAAAACAGUCCAAGCAUAGAGAUUUUGUAGAGUUACACUAUGGCAUUAUUUAAAUACACUAUGAUAGUGACCAGAUGCACUUUGUUAUUAUGUUGAAGUGCUCUUCAAAUUGCAAUCAGACACAUCAUAAUGACAAGAUGCAACAAAGGGGAAUGCAUCUAAGGGGAAUGUGUCAAAGGGGAAUGCACCAAAAGGGAAUGUAUCAAUAUUGAUAGAAGAACUGUAAAAGAUUAAUUUAUCAUUUUUGCCCAGUUCACAAAAAUAUAAAACUGGGCGAAUCUGGCUUGUCAAAUUGAUAACUUGUAAAUAUUAACUAGCUUCAUGAUGUAGAUAAUGACUAAUCCACAAAAAAGAUGAGCCAGGAUUCUGUUAAUAGAAGCUAUCAUGAAAUGGGGCUUGGCAAUAUAUUGUAACAAGGGAGACAAAUUCUGUAGAUUACUUGCAAUAUUAUAACUGUACAGAUCAACCUAGAACUACUGUACAUGCUUUAUUAUUAGCUAUAUAUAUAUAUACAUACAGACAGACAGUGUACAGUCUAGUGGAUCCUGUAAAUACACUAUGUAAUAUCAAUUAUUCUUAUAUAUUAUAUAUCAUACAUUUAAGGCCAUAGCGUUACAUGUACUUUGAUAAUUCACAAUUCAUAUAUACAAGAUGUAAUAAUAUUAUAUACAUGAUGUAAAGAUAGUACAAUUUAUUAAAUAAUGAAGUUGUAAAUUACAAGGACUGUUUUGUCCUGUAUAAAUUAAGGAUGCAAUAUUCAAAUAUUCUCUCUUUAUCCAACAUUUCUCAAUUGUUGGCUUCAUUUUCUUUUCUUAUUUGUAUUUCUUCUAUAAAAUGUACCUUUCGAAAUCUUCAGCAAAUCAACUGUGAUGACCAUGUUUUGGUUCAGAGCUUAGAUAUUCCAAGUUCCAACUAUAGUUAGGAUAUUUGGUAGAACCUAUUAUCUAACUUCUUUUGGAUUUCAUUUUGAGUAAAAAAACAUGAGUAUUUUGAUUAUGUUGUUCAGUGAUAUUAUUAUUGACAUUUUUAGAACUUUGACAUUUCUGAAGAGGUGCUAGAUUAAACUAGGACAUUAGUGCAUUUCAUGAAAUAUGUUUUCACAAAAUAUUGGAUUCGGUGUAUAAAACUAAAAUGGAUUUCCAGUUAUAUUUUAACAUGGGGAUGGAAAUACAUAAUUAAACAUCAUAUAUUUUCUCUUUAUUUUUAAUAUCCUCUAUGGAAUAUGCUGUAUAUGUAAACCAAGGGUGCCUAGGAGCAGUAUUGCAUCCUUGGUUAAACUAAGUUCAUUUUGAUAUUUUUGCUAUGUGUGACUUAGAAAUUUGCUGAAAUAAACUAGCUCUGUAUGUUA
Molecule: messenger RNA, 8753 nt
Organism: Owenia fusiformis
Lineage: Eukaryota; Metazoa; Annelida; Polychaeta; Sabellida; Oweniidae
Source: the annotation of a GenBank genome assembly